Molecule: messenger RNA, 1018 nt
Organism: Durio zibethinus
Lineage: Eukaryota; Viridiplantae; Streptophyta; Magnoliopsida; Malvales; Malvaceae
Product: VQ motif-containing protein 1-like
Source: RefSeq, a predicted model, not a curated record
UGCAAAUUUGCUCCCGUGGUCUAACAUAAUACAUACAGUUGUCAAAUAGAUUUUUCCUGAUCUUAGAUGUGAUUGAUUUAAGUUAAAUAUAAGGAAAUUUAUGGAAGAGGGAAAGACUUUGGAUAAUUCGUGAUAUACGUGCUUUGACGAAGACUUCUUUUGUUUGUUUCUUCGAUCCCUGCUUUACAAACCGAAGGUCAUAGGGUUUUGCUUCGACAGAGACUUGGGUCCGUCCAGACUGCACAUGCCCUUUUUUGAACAGUCAACUUCCUUCCAUUUCUCCAUUAACUGUUCACAACCGCCAAACGCCACCUCGUUGGUAUCUCGGUCCCCUCGGUCUAUUUUCCCUAUAUAAACCCUCCAACCCAGAUUGCAACUUGCAUUACAUAUCUAAAGCAAUACCAAGUUUUCAAGCAAAGAAUUAUAUGUGUUAACUACUCAUCCAAUUCCCUAUAUUUUCUCUUUAUUCGUGUUGUUUUCAAUGGCGGCUACUGCUAAAUCUCAUGGAGAUGUUAAGGUAGUGCUAAUUGACACUCAAUACGUUGAAACUGAUCCCCUCAGCUUCAAAUCAGUAGUUCAAAAGCUUACAGGAAAGGAUUGUUGCGUUGAAUGGAUAGAUGAGAGAUCGUUUUGCUGUAGGAAAACCGAAACAAAGGUAGCUGGAAAGGUUGCAGCUGAAAGGUCAUAUGGCACGAUCGGCGGUGGCUAUGGUGGUGGUAGUGGCCUUGGUACUUCCAUGUUAACUAAAGGUUUAUCUUUUAAAGACUUGGAUAGAAUGAUCUUGGAGGCGCCGCCAGUGGACGAGUUGAAGUGGUGGUGGGCUGACUAGCUAGCUAGCUAGCUAGAAUUUGUUAAAACUUUUCAGGCUAUUAUUAAUUGAUAAUUUUAUAAUUGUUAGAAUUUUUUAGAAUUUUUCUAGCUAGAAUUUGCACUAUUUUUUCAGAUUUGAUUAUAUAUAUAUAUAUAUAUAUAUAUGAUAUAUCCAAUGAACUAAUUUUUUUAUAUCAUUUCUGCUGUA